UAAAAUUAAUUACGAGAUGCUCGGAGGGAGUGCAAAUUGCAAAUUACGUAUUGAAUUUUAACUUGUAUAAUCUCCCAACUGUUGCAUCAACACCAUAGCUGAAUUCACAGGAAGAUAUGAAUGCGUUGUGGGUUAUCUUAUCUGCUUCUCUUGUCCUCCUUCUUUCCAUAGCUUCAAUUCCUCUUCUCAACAACAAUGGAAAUUACUUGACAUAUUUGCUGAACUGGAGAAGUUCUUCAAUUAUAAGUGAAGUUGCAGAUUUGUUGGUGACGAAUGGGACCAUUUAUACCAGUGAUGAAGCUCUCCCUUUUGCUGAUUCUAUGGCUAUUCGUAAUGGAAGAAUUCUUCGAGUUGGCAAUUACUCUUCUAUAAAGGAACUGGCAGGAACUUGGACCAAGGAACUAAAUCUAGACGGAAAGAUUGUGGUCCCUGGAUUUAUUGAUUCCCAUGUGCACUUCAUCCCUGGUGGACUACUGAUGGCACUAGUGGAGCUUCGUGGAGUAAAUACAAAAGAUCUUUUUGUGGACAAAAUUAGAAAAGCAGUUGCAAAUGUGAAACAAGGUUCUUGGUUACUGGGUGGCGGUUGGAAUAAUGAUAUUUGGGGAGGUGAUUUACCAAUGGCAUCGUGGAUUGAUAGCAUUACUCCUCAUAAUCCAGUCUUCUUAACUAGGAUGGAUGGUCAUAUGGGCUUAGCUAAUACAUUCGCUCUAACACUUGGUGGAAUUUCACGUAACAAUGAGAAUCCAAAUGGUGGAGCUAUUGUUAGGAAUAAUGACGGGGAACCUACUGGUCUGUUGAUCGAUUCUGCUAUGAAGCUUGUCCUUUCCCACAUCCCAGAAGCCUCAGUUGAUGAAAGGAGGGAAGCUCUGUUAAGAGCUAGCAAUCAUGCAUUAAAGAGGGGUGUGACAACAGUUGUAGACUUCGGCAGAUAUUUUCCAGGGUCUUCACCUGAGUACCCAUGGGAGGAUUUUUCAGAUGUAUAUAAAUGGGGAGAUUUGUCAGGAAAUAUGAUGACCAGAGUUUGCUUAUUCUUUCCAAUGGAGACUUGGUCGCGGUUAGUGGAUCUUAUCAGCAAGUCAGGCCGCGUGCUGAGCCAAUGGAUAUAUUUGGGGGGUGUCAAGGCUUUUGCUGAUGGAUCUUUAGGAUCUAACAGUGCAUUGUUUCAUGAGCCAUAUGCUGAUGAUCAAAACAAUUACGGGCUACAUGUGGUGGAUCUGGAUGGUCUAUACAACAUGACUCUUUCUUCAGAUAAAUAUGGCCUUCAGGUCAGCAUCCAUGCUAUAGGUGACAGAGCUAAUGACUUGAUAUUGGACAUGUAUGCUUCUUUGGUAUCUGAGAAACAAAUUAGAGACCGACGAUAUAGGAUUGAGCAUGCUCAACAUUUGGCUCCAGGAACAGUGGCUCGUUUUGGUGAACAAUCUGUAAUUGCUUCAGUGCAGCCAGAUCACUUAUUGGAUGAUGCUGAUUCUGCAACUAAAAAACUUGGUUCUGAAAGGGCAGAAAGAGGAUCUUAUCUGUUCAAGUCACUCCUGACAAACAAUGCACAAUUGGCAUUCGGCUCAGAUUGGCCAGUAGCAGACAUUAAUCCAUUGAAAAGCAUAAAGACAUCGAUGAAGAGAAUACCUCCUGGUUGGGAAAAGGCUUGGAUUCCAUCAGAGUGCUUGUGUCUCGAAAAUGCGUUAGAAGCGUACACCAUUUCGGCUGCUCAUGCAUGUUUUCUUGAAAAAUAUGUUGGUUCACUAUCUCCGGGAAAAUACGCGGAUUUUGUGGUUUUGUCAACUAAUUCAUGGGAAGACUUUGCAACUGAAGUUUCUGCUGAUGUGGAGGCAACAUAUGUUGGUGGUUCUAAGGCUUACUCCAUAAGACCUGAAGAUAAAAGUGAAUAGCACAGGCAACGACAAUUAUGCUGAAAAUGGAUUACAUAAAAUGGAAAUCGUUGCACCAGUCAAGAAGCGCGAUAUGCUAAUUGAACUUGGCUGGCUUCACUUUUAUAACGAGUCUUGAAACUGGUAUAAAGGAAUAUGUAAAAUUUAGGAAAAACUAUGCAAAUUGGCAAACAUUACUAGUGUAUUAUUUAAUAUAACUAUAAUUUCACAUAAUUGUGAAUCAUAGCCACAGUUUAAUAAAAUUUGUUGUUAUACAAAUCUGGGGCUCAUGUAUAAAUAUGGAAGCGAACUUAGGAGCUCAUAUACAACUCUUUAAAGUAAAUAUUUUAGUUAUAUAUUCACCACGUGUAUUGAAACA
Messenger RNA from Solanum dulcamara, 2244 nucleotides. Its product is annotated as protein LONG AFTER FAR-RED 3. The record is from RefSeq and is a predicted model, not a curated record. Bases 117 to 1886 code for a protein of 589 amino acids. Gene Ontology annotation, molecular function: hydrolase activity, acting on carbon-nitrogen (but not peptide) bonds. NCBI's taxonomy places the organism in Eukaryota, Viridiplantae, Streptophyta, Magnoliopsida, Solanales, Solanaceae. The transcript is spliced from 15 exons.